Molecule: messenger RNA, 1410 nt
Organism: Arvicanthis niloticus (Nile rat)
Lineage: Eukaryota; Metazoa; Chordata; Mammalia; Rodentia; Muridae
Product: histone chaperone ASF1B
Biological process (GO): DNA replication-dependent chromatin assembly
Cellular component (GO): nucleus; chromatin
Molecular function (GO): histone binding
Source: RefSeq, a predicted model, not a curated record
GCGCUUCAGAGAGAAGAGUUGGGUGUCGCGGCGAGGUUUCUGUCUUGCCGUCCUCGUCCUUCUCUGUCGCAAGUCACUGAAGAAGGCUCCAUAGCAGCUGCGGCUCCCGGGCGAGGUGAUGGCCAAGGUGUCGGUGCUGAAUGUGGCUGUGCUGGAGAACCCGAGCCCUUUCCACAGCCCCUUCCGGUUCGAGAUCAGCUUCGAAUGCAGUGAGGCCCUGUCUGACGACCUGGAGUGGAAGAUCAUUUAUGUGGGCUCAGCUGAGAGUGAGGAGUUUGAUCAGAUCCUAGACUCAGUGCUGGUGGGUCCUGUUCCUGCAGGAAGGCAUAUGUUCGUCUUUCAGGCUGAUGCCCCAAACCCAUCCCUCAUUCCUGAGACGGACGCCGUGGGUGUGACUGUGGUUCUCAUCACCUGCACCUACCAUGGACAAGAGUUCAUCCGUGUUGGCUACUAUGUCAACAAUGAGUACCCAAACCCAGAGCUUCGGGAGAACCCACCCCCAAAGCCAGACUUCUCUCAGCUACAGCGGAACAUCUUGGCCUCUAACCCCCGGGUGACCCGAUUCCAUAUCAACUGGGACAACAAUCCAGACAGGCUGGAAGCCAUAGAAAACCAGGACCCCAAUGUGGACUUCGGCCUUCCCCUUAGUUGCACUCCCGUCAAAAGCCUGGGCCUCCCUAGCUGCAUCCCAGGCCUCCUUCCUGAAAACUCCAUGGAUUGCAUCUGACAGGGGAGGCAGAUAGGGCUCAGUAGGACCCAUGGCAGUCUCCUUGCACACCUGGAGGGGACCUACAAGCCCUCAGACAGUCAUGCUUGGUCAUCUCAAGGAUUUGGGGACCACCAGCUGUCUCCAGACCUGUCAGCCCCAAGGAAAAAAAAAAAUGGGCCCCAAUCUUUUCCAUCCAGGUCCAGAAGAAUCAUCUCACUUAUGAUCUACUGACCUCUAAAAAGCAGGUACUUGUGUUUCUCAUUCUUUGCGUCAUUUUUCCUUCUAUAUUAUCAGUUUCUAUGAGAAGCUUUCUGAAUACCACCUACCUUGAGGCUUGCUUGGGUAGUGCCUGGCUAGCAUUGGCCAGAGGUUAUUAUUCCUUCCAACUUGAGUUCUUGGAGACUCAGGCAAGGAAGGAGUCCUGGUUAGAAGGCCAACCCAAUACAAUGGCUGUCCUUUCAGAGUGUCUAGGACAUUCAGUCUAACUAGUACUAUAAAACUCCCCAAAGGUGAGCUCCCCAGGCUAGUGAGGGAUGGUAGGUACUUUGGUCACAGCCACCUUUUCACCGCCUGACUGAGCCUGGCUUUCUGAGAGGAUUGCCCUGGGUAGGAGGUAUAUUGGAGGUCCUGCUUCAUGCAUUCUGGCCCCAUGGAGUCAUCAGGGUUUGCUUUGACCACAUGUUCAUUCUCAUGUGGUACCU